AUCGUUGUUUUUUCAAGGAUCUUCUCUUGUAUAAAAUAACCAUUUUUUAAGCCGGCGAAAAAAGCUCAUAGAAAGAAAAACUGUUUGUCGAUCAACAAACCAGAAAAACAUGGGCGACAUCUUGUUGGACUCRUUUUCCUACGAAGCAACGGGUCUUCCACUCCAAGCUUUUGAAAUAUUAGGCCAGCUCUUCGAAGAACAGAAACUCUGCGACGUUGUGCUUCAAGUUGGAGAUAGAAAGAUYAAGUGCCAUCGAGUGAUCUUAGCAUCUUGUAGUCCUUAUUUCCGAGGSAUGUUUACAAACGCAAUGCUGGAAGCCUCUCAAGACAUCAUCUCAAUCCAAGGACUUUCCGAAACAGCUGUUGCGGAGUUAAUAAGAUUUAUUUAUACGAGGAAAAUCACGAUAAACGUUGAUAAUAUCGAGGCUUUACUGAAUGCUUCUGCGGUUCUUCAACUGGAUCUUGUUGUUCAAGCAUGUUGUGARUUUAUGAAGAAGCAUCUUCAUCCAUCAAAUUGUUUGGAAAUGAGAGCAUUUGCUGAGCUACACGGAUGUACAGAUUUUCUUCAUGUAGCUGAUGCUUUUUCAAGGCGUUGCUUUGCRUCUUUAGUAAAUACAGAUAUGUUUUUGAAACUCUCUGAGAAACAUUUGCUUCAAAUAAUAUCAGGCAUCGACCUCUAUGUGAAGCGAGAGGAACAUGUCUUUGAAGCUAUAUUGAAGUGGGUUUACUUCAACUCUGAAAAAAGAACCCAGUUUCUUCCCGAAUUGCUUUCACAAAUCCGUCUUCCUUUGUUACCAACUAAAUAUCUAUUGACGAAUGUAGAAUGCAAUGAAUUGAUACGUCAAAAUCUGAAUUGCAGAAACUAUAUCGAUGAAGCCAAGAAUUACAAACUAAGCCCUGCUAAUGUUAGUUGUUUUAGAACUCAACCCAGAAAGAUUACAGCUGGCGCACUGUUUUCUGUAGGAGGGAGAGGAAAAACUGGUGAGCCAUUCCAGUGUAUCGAAUGCUACAACUGGUUUGAYGACUCGUGGUUCCCAACAGCAAGACUUUCAACRCCAAGAAGACAUGUUGCUGUUGCAGCUUUGAAUGGACUUGUUUAUGCCAUAGGAGGACAUGAUGGUGURCAGCACUUAAAUUCAGUAGAAUGUUUUGAUCCUGUGAAUAACAGAUGGUGUGAUGUUGCAGCUAUGACGACAUAUCGAMGAGGGAUGUCAGCAGGGGUGUUGGGAGGAGUUAUUUAUGUAGCAGGGGGUCUGGAUGAAUCAACUUGCUUUGAAACUGUUGAAAGGUAUGAUCCUGAGGCCAAUGAGUGGAGCUUAGUGUGCCCCAUGUUGCAAAGACGUGGUGGUGUAGGAAUAGCUGGCCUCGACGGGUACCUGUAUGCUGUGGGUGGCAAUGAUGGCUCAGUAUCUCUACAGUCAGUAGAGAGGUAUAACCCACAUACCAACAAGUGGACAAAAGUAGCUCCUAUGAACAGACGCAGAGCAGGUGUAGGUGUAGCUGUCGUUGGUCAAUACCUCUAUGCCAUUGGUGGCUUUGAUGACUCUUCCCCACUUAAUUCAGUUGAGCGAUAUGAYCCAUCAACAAAUCAGUGGACCUAUGUAGCCUGUAUGAGUACCUGUCGAGGAGGAGUAGGUGYGGGAGCCAUGGGUGAACGUAUCUGGGCUGUAGGAGGGCACAAUGGUGCUCAAUACCUUGGAUCUAUGGAAUCCUAUGACCCCAUAAGAGAUGUAUGGGAGGGAAGUGCAGAGAUGAGUACCCCUCGUGCUGGCUCAGGUGUUGCAGGUUGUCUUUGUGAUGUAGAGAUGCUKAAAGAUUUGAACUGUCUUGAAAAGAGUGUUAAGACUGAAUAGAGAGGCUAAUCCUUCAUGACAAUCAAGUACCCUACAAAUAGAACAUUUUUUCAACUUGGUAUUCACAUAAUUUAAGUAAGACUGCAAAAUGCAGACAAAAACACAAUUAAAUAAAACAUUUGGAAUUCUGUAAAACAAAAAUUCUUAAAUUUCUUAUCCGAACCUCAAUUUUAAACUCAAUUUUGCUAAAURAUGUAUUUAUUGAAAUGUCAGCUUACCAGUAGUUAUUUUGCAAUGUGCAUUUUUAAAUCUGUAAAUCAUUUUACAGAUGUUUCGGACAAACUAUGAAUGAGAUACAUUAAGAAUUAAGUUUGUAUGGACAUCAAUCAAAGACAGACUCAUUUAACUCAGCUUGUAAUCCACCAGAACUAGACUAUGCCUCGUGCARCUCUUAUGCUUCCUUCAUGCUAAGCAACCUCCUGCGUGCAAUCUUAUUUGAGUUGUAUGCAUACUCAUUUAUGUCCUAACUGUUAAAUAAAUGAAAUGGGGAAACAUCACAUUAUAAAUAAAAUGGGGAAACAUUACACCAAAGUUWAAAAGGUUGUUAGAAAUGGUUGUAAGAGUUUUUGGUAAUAAAAAAAAGUUAAAAACUUAA
This is a messenger RNA of Actinia tenebrosa (Australian red waratah sea anemone), 2447 nucleotides long. RefSeq names its product kelch-like protein 8. NCBI's taxonomy places the organism in Eukaryota, Metazoa, Cnidaria, Anthozoa, Actiniaria, Actiniidae. Gene Ontology annotation, molecular function: protein binding. The record is from RefSeq and is a predicted model, not a curated record.